Molecule: messenger RNA, 969 nt
Organism: Westerdykella ornata
Lineage: Eukaryota; Fungi; Ascomycota; Dothideomycetes; Pleosporales; Sporormiaceae
Exons: 1
Coding region: 291-779 (162 amino acids)
Source: RefSeq, a predicted model, not a curated record
ACCGACUGAUGAAGCUGCACUACGGAGUACUGAAAAAUUGCGGCGGCGUGGAAUCUCUUUACAACAGAGGGGCCCUUUCGGCUUACGGACUUCAGCCAUGCAGGUGAGCGAAAACGGAAUCAGAGUGCAGUAGUCUGUACAAGUAGUGAAAAGACGUAGGUAGGUACAGCCCACAACAGAGCGCCAGGUACGGUGCACACGACCUUCGGCCCCCUCAGUUGAGGUCAUUCGCCCGCCCUCCCUUGCCCUCGCACCUGGGCUGUCUGUUCUGCAAGGAGCCAGGGAAGUCAAUGGCAAGCAGGAGUUUGUUGUUUGUCGUUUGUCUUGCAGGUUCCGCAGCGAUCAUCGUCUUCUGCUCCUCGGGGAUUGAACAAGUGCCGCCUCUCGGAUAUGAUGAUCAAAUUAUGUUGAGAAGUGCCAUGUCGAGACGCUUUGGAGUGCAGCGAGUGGCGGUAUUACCAGACACAUGGCGUUGCUGCAACUUGCUGCACAUCACACACACCAAACUCCGUCGCUCGCUUCCCCCUCUCACUUUUCAGCCGUGUGUGUACUCCAAUCAGGCAACUGCAGCGAGCUGGACCCUAGCCAAUAAUCCUUUUGCCCAUGGAUGGGUUCGCUCGGAGCGCCUGUUCGUCGGCGGCAUUCCCAUGCUGCUGGGUUCUCUUCCCUCUGCCUCUCAGCGUCUGAUACUGUCUGAGAGAGCUUCCACUCCGCCAAACGCCCCUAAAACUAUCUUCAAGGCGUUCGUAACUUCAUGCUCGUUUUCUCUUCUGGCGUAGCUUCGACGCUCUCGACUUCCAAGGUUGACGCCCGUAUGCACUGCUGCUGAAUAUUGCUCACAGAAGAGAGGGUUGGCAUGGCACGGGCCAGAACUGAUUCCAAAAGCCACCGAAGCGUGGGGGUCAGCUCCUCCAGUUGAGCCCGCGACGCUACUGAGCAUCACGACGGUGGAGCAAUAUACGGAGUCCA